Molecule: messenger RNA, 1625 nt
Organism: Dama dama (fallow deer)
Lineage: Eukaryota; Metazoa; Chordata; Mammalia; Artiodactyla; Cervidae
Gene: MMP23B
Product: matrix metallopeptidase 23B
Exons: 9
Coding region: 177-1454 (425 amino acids)
Biological process (GO): extracellular matrix organization; proteolysis; collagen catabolic process
Cellular component (GO): extracellular matrix
Molecular function (GO): metalloendopeptidase activity; zinc ion binding
Source: RefSeq, a predicted model, not a curated record
GACCCAGAGGCUCAGGUCCCCGCGCCCCAGGCUGGAGGCGGCGGGGGUGCUCCCGACAGUGGGCGGCCAGCUGGUUCCCUUCAGGGGCGGCCGCGCGCCCUCCCCCCGGGGCUGUAAUCCGAGCCGCUGCCGCGCCGCCCCGCUGCCCCAGCCCCGACAGCGAGUCCGCAGGCGCCAUGGGCCGCGGGGCCUGCGUCCCCUUGGCGGCGUCGGGGGCCAGCGACCCGGCCCGCCGGCUUGGAGCCGUGCUGGGCGCGCUGUGCCUCUUCCCCGCGCUCGUGCUGUUGGCCUGGCCAGGGACCCCGACGAACGGGGCCGGGGCGAGAGCAGCGCAGGGCGACGCUGCGCCCCAGACUUCGGGCGUCCUGGCCUCCGGGAGCCUCGGUCCGCCGCACCCCCUGGCGCCCCGCAGACGCCGCUACACGCUGACCCCGGCCAGGCUGCGUUGGGAACACUUCAACCUUACAUACAAGAUCCUCUCCUUUCCGAGAAACCUGCUCAGCCCCAGUGAGACUCGGCGGGGUCUGGCUGCCGCCUUCCGCAUGUGGAGUGACGUGUCCCCCUUCAGCUUCCGCGAGGUGGCCCCCGAGCAGCCCAGCGAUCUCCGCAUAGGCUUCUACCCCAUCAACCACACGGACUGCCUGGUCUCCCCGCUGCACCACUGCUUCGACGGCCCCACGGGCGAGCUGGCCCACGCCUUCUUUCCCCCACACGGCGGCAUCCACUUUGACGACAGCGAGUACUGGGUCCUGGGCCCCACACGCUACAGCUGGAAGAAAGGCGUGUGGCUCACCGACCUGGUGCACGUGGCGGCCCAUGAGAUUGGCCACGCGCUGGGCCUGAUGCACUCCCAGCACGGCCGGGCGCUCAUGCACCUCAACGCCACGCUGCGCGGCUGGAAGGCACUGUCGCAGGACGAGCUGUGGGGGCUUCACCGGCUCUACGGCUGCCUGGACCGGCUGUUCGUGUGCGCGUCCUGGGCUCGGAGGGGUUUCUGCGAUGCCCGCCGGCGACUCAUGAAAAGGCUGUGCCCCAGCAGCUGCGACUUCUGCUAUGAGUUCCCCUUUCCCACGGUGGCCGCCACCCCGCCGCCCCCCAGGACCAAAACCAAGCUAGUGCCCGAGGGCAGGAAUGUGACCUUCCGCUGUGGUCAGAAGAUCCUCCACAAGAAAGGCAAAGUAUACCCUCCGCCCUCUCCGCAGCUGGUACAAGGACCAGGAGCCCCUGGAGUUCUCCUACCCUGGCUAUCUGGCCCUGGGCGAGGCGCACCUGAGCAUCAUCGCCAACGCCAUCAACGAGGGCACCUACACGUGUGUGGUGCGCCGGCGGCAGCGCGUGCUCAGCACCUACUCCUGGCGCAUCCGCGUGCGGAGUUGAGCGCCGCGCUUCGGGCUGAGGCCGCUGAUAAAGGGCCCUGCGUUGAGGAGCAGGAAGGAGCCCCAGCAGCGGCCUGAAGAUUUAAAAACAACAAAAAUCUCCACAGUUCUGAUCCUAGUGCCAGCGGUGACAGCCCGGCAUGGCCCCUCCAUGGCCAAGUGUGUGGGGGGUACAAAUGCCCCCCCUCCCCUCACAGGGCAAGUCCAAUUCAUAUGAAAAAAUACAGCCUUUCCUCCCACAGCAAGGAA